AUGAAGAUAAUCCUCCUGUACCUAUGCCUUGUGACCACAUCUUGUGCAGUACUGCUGCGCAAACCCCGCAGAGCAGGAUUUGGAAGCAAGAGUGAAGAAAUGAUGCAAUAUGGUCCAUAUGCGUAUAUGAACUCACCACAAUUGGCACCUUUCUUAUAUGGCUAUCGCCCAAGUUACCCACAGCUGUUCCCUCAACCUCUGCAAAGAUUUUACUUAUGGCCACAACAAACACCAGUACAUCAAGCUGCUAGGCUACCCCAGCACAAGCCACACCAAAUUCCAGCAGCUAGGCAGCCCAUCCACAGGCCACAGGUGAGGCCACAGGUGAGGCCACAGCAGCCACACAAGCCUAUACAGCAACAGCCACAUCCAAAAAUACAGCUGCCACCGAAGAAGCCUCCAAAUACCAGUCCUCCUCAGACUCACCAUCAAGUGCCAGUGCAUCAACCCAAAGUGAUCAGACAGCAGCAACCUCAAAUAUUGUUCCCAAAUCAGCAGCAUCUCUGGCAUUUCCCACAGAUUUAUGGUCAAGGAGGCUUCCAUCCACAACCAUUUGGCCCAUUUCAUGGACAUAUGCCUGCUGGAUUUGGACGGCCACCAGUCAGCAAUGAAGAAGGGACUCCAUACUAUGGCUAUGGCUAUGGCUAUCCAGGUCUGGGUGGCAGGCCCUAUAAUUCUGAAGAGUUUGAACAAGACUAUGAGAAACCCAAAGAAAAAGAUCCUCCCAAUACAGAAAGCCCAGCAACCAAUGCAACAGACACAAAUUCAACUCUUUCCAAUCCAUCCAGCCAAGCAGGGAAUGCUACCAAUUCUGGGCUCAGUGUAACUGACAAUGGGGCCAAGUCUCCAAACCUUGAAAGCAGGCCGCUUGUUGGAAAUGGGGUGCCAACACUAUCACCUACUCUUCAUGUCUCAAAAGGUGAUGCAGCAGCACAGAAUGUCAUCAGUCAAUCCAUUCAUAGAGCCAGCUCUCCAAAUAUCAAUCACAUAAUUCAAAACUUGCCUCCCGAUAAGCAACAAUCCACAGGAAAUGGUCUGCAUGUCUACAAACCCUAUCCAGGUAUGGAAGAGUCAAGGCAUAACACUUACAUUUCUAGAGGGAAUCCCUCUGAACAUCUCGAAAACCCAGCAUAUCCGUCAGUUUAUGGGGAGAGCUCCAAUCAGAGAGGCAAUCUCCAGAACAUAAACAACAACAACCCAUCAAUAAACAGUAGAGCAAACUUGUAUGGACAACAAGAGCAUCCCCAUUACCCUGAGAAGAACCCGUCAGACCAAAGACAAAUAUUACCAUUUCCCAGCUCUGAUCCACAAAGCCAAUGGAAUAAUGAUCCAGUCUACAGGGAUAACAGCCUCAAUAGGUUCCCACCUGAAGGUGCUUCCAUGGAUGGGCAGUUCAAUACAUUAGGGCAAGCUGAGAACUCCUAUAAUAUCAGGAAAGACACAGAACAGUUCCAGCUUCCUGGAAUGCACCAGCUGAGCUCACUUUCCCCUCAAGGAGUAUUUUUACCCACAAAAAGAACUUUGUCUGAGGCAGAAACUCACCCGUUUCACUGGAAAGAGCAGAGCUUUAAUCUUCCAGUUCAUGAAAGAGAACAAUUCCCACCUCCAAGAAACCAUGUGUGGAACAAACAGGAGGACUUGCCAGUCUUCCAAGAUGAUCCCCCUAGAUACAACUCAAGGCAUGUAUCAGGUGAUUUUGGCCAGAGGGAACAUAUUUCAUACCCCGAAAAGAGUUCCUAUGACCAACCUCCCCGUUCCUUUUAUCCUGAUACAUGGGAAGGGAGAGAAAGCUCUCCCACACUUGGUCCUGCGGGCCAAAGGGAACGCCCUUUAUACUCUUCGGUUGUGCCUUCAAGUCAGGUACAAAGAAACUCUUACCAUAGAAGUGAUCCUUUUGUUCAACAAGAGCGAGAAGUGUAUCCCAGGCAAACUCCAUGGGCCCAUGAAAAACAUGUGCUUGACCAGGACAGAGAGUAUAGAAACCCUCCCUAUAAUCCAGCUCAUCAGCAUGCAUAUCCAAAGUAUUCCCCAGAAAAUCCAUCCAACCAAAGAAGAGCUAACAUGCCAUACCAGGAAAUUAACCCCUGGAACCCAGAAGAACAUUCCCCACCAUAUGCUGCAGAACACUUGAGACAAACAGAAAAUAUUCCUUACCGUAGGAACAAUGAAUUUGGACAUACAGAGAGGAAUAUUCCUAAUGAAAGAACAAACUCUCCACCACAAAGCACCACAUUUCUCCAAGGAGGAUCACAAUACUCGGAAAGAGACACUUGGAGCCCUCACAGGAUGGGGCCUUCCAUUCAGAAAGAAGCAUCACCUUAUUUUAAUAGCUAUUCCCUGGAUUUCAGAAGAAACCCAACACAUAUGGAAGACACAGGGGGUGCUCACAUUUCCAAUGUUAACACAGCAGAAAGAAGAAAUUAUCCUGACAGAUUGGGAUACCCAGAUGACUACCCAAGAGAGCACAGAACAAUCACCUCAUACCCAACCGCCAACCGUUUGUGCUGUGCAGGUGAUUCCACAGUGCCAAGAGAAAACUCCCUGGCUCCAUUAAGAAGUGCUCCUCAAUUCAGACUUGCAUCAUGGGAACAAAGAGGAAGUUCACUAUAUCCAGAGGCCAAAUUUGACCAUAUUAAGCAAGGUAGCCAUACACUGUACCCAUCCGGUAUGCAAUCUUCACUGAAGACUGAAAAAAGCCCACCUACUCAAAGAGAAAAUCUGGGUGUCUUUGAAGAGGAUGUAGUGGGUCUGGAGAGGGCCCCACCCUGCUUCAGAUCACAGUUAGGCCAAGAGAAUGGGCAUGAAGUCAACCAUGAAACUGGAUUAACGCCCACUAGGAAUACACCUUGUUAUGGAAGAAGUAUCCGAGGGGAUGGGCACAGUGUCCUUGAACGGAUCAUUCAACCCAAAAGAGAGCUCGGAAUGGCAGCUGCAGUCAAGUUUGUUCCUCAAAAAGGCCCACCGGCACAAGGGAUCAAAAGCGUAACUUUCGAUAGCAAAGGCAGUCGGAAAGAACAGCAGGCAGUGCUUGGGUUCAAGGGAAUCCCAUGUUUGGUAAACCAGUUAAAACAGCUUUUAUCCAGCACAGGAGCUCCAUCUGGUGACAAACAGCAAGAUCUUUUUUAUGCAGAGGAUCCGACACUCAUCAAGCAAUCGUACGUCAUAUUGCCCGAACCACAUCCCCUGUCCAGCACUGAUCCUUCCUAUGACCCAGAAGAGAAACCCUUAACGCCCAGUUCUCCGGGAGAAGAUUUGGCUGAUCAGCCAAAUGAAAGGACAUCAGACUGUUUACUUCUCCAAAAAUAAAUGAAACAAAAGAACCUCCUCUUUGAACUCGGGGAAAGCAUUUCUGAGAAAAUGAUAACAGCAUGUUCUUUUCAGAGUGAGGUAUGAUAUUAAAGGAAGUCAACACAGCUGUGUAAUGCUGAGAAAAGCAGAAAUGUAUAGAUAAGGUUGUGUUAUGUGUAUAGAUUUUCAGCUUUUUGAGGCCUCCA
Heteronotia binoei (common prickly gecko) is the source of this 3494-nucleotide messenger RNA. RefSeq names its product enamelin (gene ENAM). NCBI's taxonomy places the organism in Eukaryota, Metazoa, Chordata, Lepidosauria, Squamata, Gekkonidae. The record is from RefSeq and is a predicted model, not a curated record. The transcript has 9 exons. The coding region runs from base 1 to 3306 and encodes 1101 amino acids.